UGUGCUUCUCUGGCCUCAGCUCUGCGCUCCAACCCCUCCCAUCUGAGAGAGCUGGACCUGAGCUACAAUCAUCCAGGAGACUCAGGAGAGAAGCUGCUGCCUGCUGGACUGGAGGAUCCACACUGGAGACUGGACACUCUCAGCCUGCAGCCUGCUGGAGAACGAUGGUUGACACCAGGUCCUUGGAGGUAUUUCUGUGAACUGGAACUGGAUCCAAACACAAUGAACAGAUUCCUCAAACUGUCUGAUAACAACAGGAAGGUGACACGUGUGAAGGAGGAUCAGUCAUAUCCUGAUCAUCCAGACAGAUUUGAUGUCUAUCAGCUGAUGUGUAGAAAUGUUCUGACUGGUCGAUGUUACUGGGAGGUCGAGAGGAGAGGAUACGUUUAUAUAUCAGUGAGUUACAGAGGAAUCAGAAGGAAAGGAAACAGUGAAGACUGUUGGUUUGGAUAUAAUGAUCAGUCCUGGAGUCUGUUCUGCUCUGAUGGUCGUUACUCUGUCUGUCACAAUAACAGACGAACAUCCAUCUCCUCCUCCUCCUCCUCCUCCUCCUCCUCCUCCUCCUCCUCCUCCUCCUCUUCCUCCUCCUCCUCCUCUGUCUCUAACAGAGUAGCAGUGUAUGUGGACUGUCCUGCUGGCACUCUGUCCUUCUACAGAGUCUCCUCUGACACACUGAUCCACCUCCACACCUUCAACACCACAUUCACUGAACCUCUGUAUGCUGGGUUUAGGUUCUGGUCUUAUGGUUCCUCAGUGUCUCUGUGUGGUCUGUAGGAAGGAGAGUCUCCUCCUGUCAGAGAAACGUUCUCAUGUUAUUUAGCACCAACCUGAUCUCUCACUGGUUGUAAAUAGAGUUUCUAAAGCCAACAUGGUUUCCACAUGACUGACAGUUAGUUAGUCAGUCACAUAUAUCCACAUUUAAAAAGCUGUAAAACAGAAGCUGAUUUUCUCAGAGCAGAUAUCUCAGUCUGUUAGAGGACUGUUUGGAGGUUCGGAGGUCGUGGCUUUGAUCCUUAUGAGUCUCAGUCAAUGUUCAAGUCCAACACCCAAAGUGAAACUCAGAAGCUCUCAGAGAGAAAACCACCAGCGGCUCAAAGUUUACUGAAACGUCAAGUUGUGACCGAGCUUUUUAAACAUGUUGGAAGAGUUUAGCCACUAACUAUAACACACAUAAUGACAGUAAGUAUCUGCUGGCCUAGAGAGGAACUUUGGUCUUUCUCCUCUUAUUUGGUUUUUUGGCUUCUUGUUCAAUGACUUGUUUUUUUAAUCAUAUAGUGGAUUCAGAAACCAACAUGUUUUUAUGUGUGUCUCUACUGGAUGUGCAUGUACAGCUGUCAAUCAACAUGAUCAUUCAUCCAUUCAUCCAUUCAUAGCUUUGUCUCUAAAAUGUCAGGAAAUAGUGUAAAUAGUGUGAAAUGCUGGUUGUAAUUGGACAGAGUCAAAGGCAGCGUCUUUAAAUGUCUCAUUGUGUCUGAACUAAAGUCCAGAACAUCAAAUAUUCAGUUUAUUAUCAUGUCAGACAAAGAAAAGCUUCAAAAUGACUAAAAUGAUGAUGAAGUGCUGAUUUAGUGUUGAUGGAUAAUCAAUGAAUGGACUAAUAGUUGCAGCUCUGGCUGUAUGUGAACAGAAUAUUAGAGGACAAACAGCUGACAGUUUAGCGCCUUACUAAAUAUCCACAAUAAAAAGCUCAUUUACAGGAUAAUUCAUCUGUUUCUAAUCUUUUCAUGUUUCUUAUUUGCUGUUUUUGUGUUUUUACCAAGUAAAGUUGAUCAUUUGUAUGUUUGUGUUACUCAGGCAGAAAUACAUGUAACUGCUGUAUCACCUGUUAUGUCCAAUAAAAAAAGGCUGAUCAA
This is a messenger RNA of Scomber scombrus (Atlantic mackerel), 1853 nucleotides long. RefSeq names its product stonustoxin subunit beta-like. Gene Ontology annotation, molecular function: protein binding. The record is from RefSeq and is a predicted model, not a curated record. Bases 223 to 774 code for a protein of 183 amino acids. The transcript has 3 exons. Lineage: Eukaryota; Metazoa; Chordata; Actinopteri; Scombriformes; Scombridae.